AUGCUUUAUUCUUACUUUUUCUUUCUUUCUCCUCUUUCCUUUUUCUCCCUUUUGAAUUUAUCAUAUUUCUAUUUAUCUCAUUUUCGCUCACUAGCUUCUUUCUUUUUAAUCUUUGUUCGUACAUUUUCUUUGUUUUCAACUCUUUCAUUUUCUCCUUUUUUAAAUUAUCAUUUUAUUAAAUUUAUUUUUUGUUCAAUAGUUUUUUUUAUCUUUCUUUGUAGUUUCUUUCCUUCCUUUUUAUUUCUUUUCAUUUUUCUUUCAAUCUUUCAUUCUUUCUUUCUUUCUUUUUUUUCUGACGUUCUCUUACGUUUUUCUCUUUUUUUAACUAAUAUUAAUUAUUUUUUGUUUAUUUUUCGUUUCGUAGAUUCUUUCUUUUCUAUUGUUGCUUAUUGUUUUUUCUUUCUUUCUUUUUCUCGUUCUUUCUUUUCAAUUCUUUCCUUUUUCUCUCUUUUUAAUUUAUCUUAUUUUUUUUCAUUUAUUUUUCGUUUCGUAGCUUCACUUAUUUUUUUAUCGGUAAUUUUUUUCCUUCUUUAUUGCCUCCUUUUUUCUUUAUUUCUUAUUCUUUUUUCUUUCUUUAUUUCUUUUCAACUCUUUCGUUUUUUUUCAUUUUUUAAUUUAUUUAAUUUUUGUUUAUUCAUUUUUCGUUCUGUAGCGUCUUUAUUCCUUAUCUUUUUCCAUUUUAGUCUUUCUUUCUUUCUUUCUUUCUUUCUUUCUUUCUUUCUUUCUUUCUUUCCCUUUUCUGCCAGUUCUUUGUUAUUUCUUUUUGGUUCUCUUUCUUCUCUAUUUUCUAUGUUUUUUUUCUUCUAUUUUAUUGAUCAUUUCCUUUUUUUAAUUUAUCUAUCUGUCGCAGUAAUAUUCAUCUCUACAUUUGUUCAUAAAUCGAUAUUGCCGAUAAAUCUCAAGGCUUAG
This is a messenger RNA of Acanthosepion pharaonis, 909 nucleotides long. Lineage: Eukaryota; Metazoa; Mollusca; Cephalopoda; Sepiida; Sepiidae. The record is from the annotation of a GenBank genome assembly.